AAAUUAAUGAACUCAAACUAAAAAUACCCAAAGAAAGAAGACACAAAACAUAACACAUGAUAAAGGGACACAACCAGAGAGAGAGAACAAAGAGGUUCCUUUCCAAGUUGCCAUAGCUAGAAACCCGAACACCGUGUGUCGGGUCAUCAAAAAGUGAGUGAAUUGGUUCUUCCUGAUUAUUGGGUUGCAUCUAUUUGGUGAAAGAAGGGAAGAGGUAAAAUGGGUUGGAUUCCAUGUUCUGGAAAUUCAGGCACUAAGAAGAAGAUUGUGAAGAUGGAAGUUCAACACAGUCUCACUCGUCAGAUUAAACCUACCCCAGGGAAAUUGAAGAGGAAUUCAUCAACAAAUUCCAAGGAUACAUCUAAAAAUGGGAAUGCUGAACACAUUGCAGCACAGACUUUCGCAUUCCGCGAGUUGGCAAAUGCAACUAGAAACUUUAGAGCGGAUUGUCUUUUGGGGGAGGGAGGCUUUGGUAGAGUAUACAAAGGACGUCUCGAAAGUAUUAACCAGGUUGUCGCAAUCAAGCAACUUGACCGAAAUGGACUCCAAGGAAAUAGGGAAUUCCUUGUUGAAGUGUUGAUGUUAAGUCUACUUCAUCACCAUAACCUUGUCAACCUUAUUGGUUAUUGUGCUGAUGGAGAUCAAAGGCUUCUAGUUUAUGAAUAUAUGCCAUAUGGAUCCUUAGAAGACCACUUGCAUGAUAUAUCUCCUGGCAAGAAACGACUUGACUGGAACACGCGAAUGAAAAUAGCUGCUGGAGCAGCAAAGGGAUUAGAAUAUCUACACGACCAAGCUAAUCCUCCGGUCAUAUACCGAGAUUUGAAGUGCUCAAACAUUUUGCUUGGUGAAGGGUAUCAUCCAAAGUUAUCUGAUUUUGGUUUGGCCAAACUCGGCCCGGUUGGAGAAAACACUCAUGUAUCAACAAGGGUUAUGGGCACUUAUGGAUAUUGUGCUCCAGAGUACGCCAUGACCGGUCAACUCACUCUCAAAUCAGAUGUUUAUAGUUUUGGUGUAGUUCUUCUCGAAAUAAUUACAGGAAGGAAAGCGAUUGACAAUUCAAAAUCUACAGCAGAACAGAACCUUGUUGCAUGGGCUAGACCCUUGUUCAAAGAUAGAAGGAAAUUUUCGCAAAUGGCCGAUCCUAUGCUUCAAGGUCAGUAUCCUUCAAGAGGACUAUACCAGGCCCUUGCUGUUGCAGCAAUGUGUGUUCAGGAACAAGCGAAUAUGCGUCCGGUUAUAGCUGAUGUUGUCACAGCUUUGUCUUACCUUGCUUCGCAAAGAUACGAUCACAAUAUACAGUCAAACUCUCGCCUAGCUCCUGGUACUCCUCCAAGAACCAGGAGAAGGCAAUGAUAUGGUGGAGCUCAAUGUUUGGUCAGUAUAAGUUAGUCCAGUGAAAAAAUUUCAAAUGUGUUGUUUAAUGGUCUCACAACAUGCUUCAAAAUAUAGGUUUAUAUAGAUGUUAAUAUCUAUGGUUUUUUGUGGUGUUCUUUCGGUUCAAUAGGAUAGUUGUGAAAAAAACCUUGUGGAGUUUUGUUCUACUUUUGGUGCACAAAACUGCUCCUAGUUCUAUUUAGAGCUAAGGUGGUAUUUCCUCUUUUUCUCUAAAUAUUGAUUGAAGAGCAAAUUUUUUUAUUCAUAAUUGAUGUUCUUUGUGUCUUGGCUAUGGCAAUGGUUAUACUAAUAGUACUGUUUUCCCU
Messenger RNA from Cicer arietinum (chickpea), 1700 nucleotides. RefSeq names its product probable serine/threonine-protein kinase PBL7. Gene Ontology annotation, molecular function: protein kinase activity; ATP binding. NCBI's taxonomy places the organism in Eukaryota, Viridiplantae, Streptophyta, Magnoliopsida, Fabales, Fabaceae. The record is from RefSeq and is a predicted model, not a curated record. Gene Ontology annotation, biological process: protein phosphorylation.